AUGUUUACAGCUGUAGUUGCACGUCUGCAAUAUGAUUCCUCAGGGAAUCUAAUUUUUGAUGGAAAAAUUGGCAUAUGGGAAAUGGUUAAAAAAGUGCCGGCAGCAAGAAACAGUAAGAAUAGGAAAGCCGGUACACUUGAAACCAAACCGAUUGAUCCAGUUGAUAAAAAGGUUUCAAUGGAGUUUUUAAUCGACAAAGUCCUACCGGCAAUUCGUGCUAAAUGGCCUACCGGGAAUACACGUACCAUUUAUAUUCAACAAGAUAACGCGAAGCCUCAUAUUUCGAAGGAUGACGAAAAAUUUAGGAAUGCGGCAUCAAUCGACGGGUUCGAUAUUCAACUGAAGAAUCAACCUCCAAAUAGUCCAGAUAUGAAUACUUUGGAACUCGGCUACUUCAAUACACUUCAGAGCAUACAACAUUGUCAGAGAAUGAAUAACAUUGAUGAGCUUAUUGUCGCGGUAGAAAAGGCUUACAACGAUAUGGAACCACGCAUUAUCAAUAAGGUCUUCUUGACCCACCAAUUAUGCAUGUUGGAGGUUAUGAAAGCUCGUGGAGAAAUCCGUUAUGUUUUGCCGCAAAUCGGGAAGGACAAGUUAGAGCGUGAAGGUAAUCUUCCAAUGAGAAUUGAAGCGGAUAGUGCUUUGCUUCACGACGUAUUGGUGGAACUUAACAGGAUGCCUGAAUUCUGGUCCACUCUUGAACGAAACAUGGUGGGCUCAAGUUUGGAAUCCAGAAGUGAAAAUCUUAAUGAAAAUCUUAAUCCAGAAGUAUGA
Messenger RNA from Papaver somniferum (opium poppy), 774 nucleotides. RefSeq lists its product as uncharacterized. Bases 1 to 774 code for a protein of 257 amino acids. NCBI's taxonomy places the organism in Eukaryota, Viridiplantae, Streptophyta, Magnoliopsida, Ranunculales, Papaveraceae. Gene Ontology annotation, molecular function: nucleic acid binding. The record is from RefSeq and is a predicted model, not a curated record. The transcript has a single exon.